Fusarium keratoplasticum is the source of this 2505-nucleotide messenger RNA. Its product is annotated as Beta-glucosidase. Gene Ontology annotation, biological process: glucan catabolic process. Gene Ontology annotation, molecular function: beta-glucosidase activity. The record is from RefSeq and is a predicted model, not a curated record. Lineage: Eukaryota; Fungi; Ascomycota; Sordariomycetes; Hypocreales; Nectriaceae. The transcript has 3 exons. Bases 1 to 2505 code for a protein of 834 amino acids.
AUGGCCUCCGUUGAUAUCCCGGCGAUCCUCGCUACCCUCACUCUUGAGGAGAAGGUCUCCCUUCUUGCUGGCAAGAACCUCUGGGAGACUGUUCCUGUCCCAUCCAAGGGCGUCCCCAAUGUCAAGGUUUCAGAUGGACCCAACGGCGCUCGAGGAGCUUCCUUCGCCGGAGGCACCACCGCUGCCUGCUUCCCUGCCGCCUGUCUCAUGGCCUCUACCUUCGAUGUGAAGUUGGCAAAGAGAAUCGGCUCUGCCCUGGCCGAGGAGACCCAGUCUAAGGGUGCUCGAUGUCUCCUUGCUCCUACCAUGUGUCUGCACCGUCACCCUCUUGGUGGCCGCAACUUCGAGUCCUUCUCCGAGGACCCUCUCCUUACUGGCAAGAUGGCUGCCCGAGUUGUCGAGGGACUUCAAGAUAAGGGUGUCUCUGCCACUAUCAAGCAUUUCGCCGUCAACGAGCAGGAGACUGACCGAUUGACCGUGGACGAGACUGUUAGCGAGCGAGCUCUGCGCGAGCUCUACCUUAAGCCUUUCGAGAUCGCGGUCAAGGAGGCUAACCCAUGGGCUGUUAUGACCGCUUAUAACAAGGUCAAUGGUCACCACGCCGACUGUCACCCUUUCACAUUGAAGAAGGUGCUCCGAGGUGAUUGGGGAUGGAACGGUCUCGUCAUGAGCGACUGGGGUGGUACCAACUCGACCCCCGACUCUCUUGAGGCUGGUCUGGAUCUUGAGAUGCCUGGUCCUACCCGAUGGAGGAAGCCCGAGGACGUCAUUGCCGCCAUCAAGGAGGGCAAGACAUCCGAGAAGACUAUUGACGAGCGGGCCACAAACGUUCUCAGAUUCCUCGAGCGCCUCGGAUGCUUCAAGGACCCCACCAUCCCUGACGAGAAGGCCAUCAACAAGCCCGAGCACCAGGCCCUGAUCCGGGAGGCAGGCUCCAAGGGUAUCGUUCUCCUCAAGAACGAGGACCAGAUCCUGCCCCUGUCUAAGGAGAAGGUCAAGGGCAAGAAGAUUGCCUUGCUUGGACACGCCAAGAUUGGUCUGGCCCACGGAGGUGGCAGCGCUUCUGUUAGCGCUCACUACAAGGUUACACCUUGGGAUGCUCUGCAUGAGGCUCUCGGUGACAGCGUCGAGUUCUCAUACGCCAAGGGCGCUCACACAUUCCGCACUCUCCCUGCCAUUGCCGAAAAUGUCGUCGGUCUUGAUGGCAAGCCCGGCUUCACUUUCAAGUACUACGAGCCCGGUAGCUCUGAGGCUAUCGAGACCCGACAUGGCCACGCCGACUCAGAGGUUUCAGCCCUUGGUAGCUUCGGAUUCCUCAACAAGGAUAUCUCGCUUGAAGGCGUCUUCACUCCCCAGGAGACGGCUCAGUACUACUUUACUUGUUCUGGUCUCGGGCCAAGCAAGCUUAUUAUCGAUGAUAAGGUUGUGUAUGAGCAGACCGAGAACUGCACUGAUGCCAUGGGCUUCCUCUUUGGCGGUGUCGCUGCCCCUGAGUUCAAGGUUGCCCUCGAAGGCGGCCGUCAAUACAAGCUGCUUCUGCGCACCUCACCCCCAGCUGCCAACGACCGCGAGGAUCUCGGUAUUCUGGAGGGACUUUGCGGUCUCCGAGUUGGAUCCAUGUCCGAGACGGAGCACGACCGUGACCUUCUCUCGGAAGCCGUCGAGGUGGCCAAGAAUGCUGAUUAUGCCGUCAUCUUCACUGGUCACGAGCCCUUCUGGGAGACUGAGGGUCAGGACCAGGUUAGCUUUAACCUGCCUAAGGACGGUAGCCAGGAUCGCCUCAUUUCUGCCGUCGCUGCUGCCAACCCCAAGACUGUCGUUGUCAACUCGACUGGUGUUGCGAUUGCCAUGCCCUGGCUGAACGAGAUUCAAGGUUUCCUUCAGACCUGGUAUCCCGGCCAGGAGUGCGGUAACUCGAUUGCGGAUGUCUUGACUGGUGCUCAAACCCCUGAGGGUCACCUCACCUGCACAUUCCCCAAGAAGAUCGAGGACUGCCCGGCGUACGGCAACUUCCCUGGAGAGUACGACAACGGCAAGCUCAAGGUCACAUAUAAGGAGGGUGUCUUUGUAGGCUACCGCCAUUUUGACCGUCUGCCUGCCGACAAGGUCAACUUCCCCUUCGGCUUCGGUCUCUCGUACACCACGUUCGACUUCUCUGGCCUAGAGGUCAAGGAGUCCGGUGAUGGUUACACUGCCAGCCUGAAGGUAUCCAAUACUGGUGACGUUGUUGGAGCCAUCGCCGUCCAGGUCUACGUCGGCGCCGCCCAGACCGCCGAGGAGAACCCCGUGAAGCAGCUUGUUGCCUUUGAGAAGGUGACUGUCAAGCCUGGCGAGACAGCGUCGGUGGAGGUACCCGUACGCACACGAGACUUUGGCUUCUUUGACGAGGCGAAGCAGAAGUGGGUUGUCAAGGGUGGAGAUUACAAGUUUUUGAUUGGAAAGUCGGCGCGUGAUAUUGUGUUGGAGUCGACGGUGGCUGUCAAGGAGCAGUCGUUUGACCUUUAG